UUAAAUUUGUAGCGAAACAAUUCGUUUUUAAGGUUUUAUUUUAGUAGUAAUAUAAAAGGUUAUCUAGUUUUAUUUUYUUCAUCUCAAUUGGUUUGACUUAAAAAAAGGGCAUAAAAGCAGCAUCUAUUUCAACAAAAAAAAUGGCUGACUCAACAACACCAGAAGAAAAACAGGUUUCYUCAAAACAGGUUUAUCUGGAUUAUAAUGCAACAACUCCACUUGAUGCUGCAGUUCUUCAAUCUAUCCACAGUGCUUUGCGAGAUGCAUGGGGUAACCCUAGCAGCUCUCAUCAACUUGGACAAAGWGCACAUAAAGUCAUCAAAACAUCACGCAGCUCAAUAGCAAAAAUGAUUGGAUGUUUGGACACAGAAAUUGUGUUCACUUCAGGUGGCACAGAAGCGAACAACAUGGUCUUUCAUUCAGCUCUCAAUCAUUAUGAAGGAUUUUUGAAAUCUUCUACGACUUCUUCAAGGUUAAAGGAUUYUAAGCCACAGUUUAUUAUAUCAAACCAAGAGCAUGACUCGGUCUGUCUUCCKGUUGCRCACUUGAAUAGUACGUCAAAGGCUGAGGAGUGUAUAGUCAGWGUUGCAAAGGAUUCUGGGAUGGUUACAGCAAAGGAUAUUCAGGAUGCUGUCAAAUCCAAUACCUGCYUGGUGUCAGUGAUGUUAGCCAAYAAUGAGACUGGGGUCAUUCAGCCUAUUGCUGAAAUUGCACAAGCAAUCAGAAGUCUAAAUAAAGAAAGAGAGAMAGCAGGUUUGCCAASRAUUCUGUUUCACACAGAUGCYGCUCAAGCAAUUGGCAAGAUAAAAGUUGAUGUCUCUGAACUUGAUGUUGAUUACCUGACCAUUGUAGGACAUAAAUUCUAUGCACCAAGGAUAGGUGCUUUAUACRUCAGAAAUCUUGGGACUACUUCUUCUGCACCACUUUUUCCAAUGCUGUUUGGUGGAGGACAAGAAAGAAACUAUCGGCCAGGAACAGAGAACACAGGAAUGAUUGCUGGACUUGGUAAAGCUGCUGAACUUGUGAUUGAACACUUGGAUGAAUACCAAAUGCAUAUGCAAAAGGUGAGAGAUUACCUGGAGUCCAUGCUCACAGAGGUCUUUGGUGYUGACAAUAUUCACAUCAAUGGCAAGUUUUCAAUUAGCAAAAGACUUCCAAACACCAGCAAUGUGUCCUUCAUUGGGAAAGGUCUUUAUGGACGAACRAUUCUUAGCAAUACAAAGUACCUUCUUGCCAGUGUUGGAGCUGCAUGUCAUUCUGAUAGAGGCUCAAARCCCUCACAUAUCCUAGAAGCACUUGGUAUUCCUUGUCAUAUCGCUUUGAAUGCUGUGAGAAUGAGYGUCGGUAGAGAAACAACUYYKGAAGAUGUGGAUAUUGUUGUUCAAGAUCUUAAAGAAGUGGUUGAUAAACUUAAAGUUGAACAGUGAUCRAGAUGAAUAAUUUAUGAUUGUAAAAAGUUCAACAAUUUCAUAUAAAUAAUUUCUCUUAUAAUAUCACACUUCACUAAGUUUAGAUUUUUAUUAUGAUUGAAUUAAAGUGUGCUCAUUUGCAUAGGCUCUAUGAGCAAGGA
Molecule: messenger RNA, 1570 nt
Organism: Exaiptasia diaphana
Lineage: Eukaryota; Metazoa; Cnidaria; Anthozoa; Actiniaria; Aiptasiidae
Product: selenocysteine lyase
Exons: 4
Coding region: 141-1427 (428 amino acids)
Source: RefSeq, a predicted model, not a curated record